Messenger RNA from Rotaria sp. Silwood2, 1566 nucleotides. The record is from the annotation of a GenBank genome assembly. NCBI's taxonomy places the organism in Eukaryota, Metazoa, Rotifera, Eurotatoria, Philodinida, Philodinidae.
CUCGACCGAGACAUUGUUAAGACUGAACUGUGUAGAAAAUUUCAUCGCGAUUGGACUCUCCUUUCAAAAGUUAUCGUGUUAACGGCCGGCCGGACGGACGGGCGGAUACACUGACCGAUUCUAGAGUGUACCCACUUUUUGAGUACACAAAAAGUGAGACUUCAGAACUUUGCAGUACGAGCGAUUCCAUUGAUACUUCAGAAUAGUGAAGUCUCGCUUUUCUCCCCUUGCUACGGAUAGUCACACGUUCGCUGUUUGUGUUAAUCACAACUUAUACUUGUUAAUGUAUUUCGAUAAUCUAUUUAUCUUUUCUUCAUCGAACUACGUAGUAGUUUUACUUAGUUUUAUGAAUAAUUUGUUUAAAAGAUUUGUAUUGAUAUUGUAACUUGUUCAUUUGGUAUGACUAAAAUCAUAACACUUGCACCAUCAACAGCGGUUAUUAAUAAUUCAUUAUUUGAUAUUGAAGUUACUGAAAAUGUAUCCGGAAGUUAUGAAGACAAUUGGAAAGUAGUUAAAGCUAAUCAAAUGAUUCCACAUUGGCCACGUUAUAUAAAAGAAGGUGUUAUGUGUGUUCGUUAUUUAGGAAGAAUGUUGUCCGCAAGUUGUUUUUCAAUAAAAGAUAUACAUCGAACAUUAUUACGUAUGGAUGAUAUUGAACGUCCUGCACUUCAUGUUGAAGUAACAGCAACAGAUUAUGAUGGAUUUAAAAUUAAUUUUUCUGAUUAUAAACCUGGUGAUGCUCCACUAUUAAUUGUUAAUUCUUUAUUAAAUCAACCAAUAUCAUUUUGUCAAAAAGAAGAUGUACAUACACAAGUAUUACCUCCACAAUAUUAUGUUUAUUAUACAUGGAAUGAUCCAUUAAAACCACAAGAAUUAAUUCUUUCAACUAAUAUAGAUAAUCUAACUAUAAAACUUAAUCCUGUUUGUGGUGUUAUUAAUAAAGAAAGUGAAAAUCCAAUAUAUUAUGCAAUAUUUCAUGAUGGUCCUCAAACAGUAUUAAUAUUUUCUUCUGAAACACAAAUUAUUGAAGCAGUAUCUAAUACAUCAUCAAUAAGUGAAUCGAUGGAUUCAUAUAUUCAAAUAGGUUUACGUUGUCUUGGUAUAUCAAUAAUAAAUGAUAUAAAUCAUGAAGAUUUACUUUAUAUCAGUUUAAAUCCAACCAAAGAUAUGUGGACUGAAACAAGAAAUUUUAAUGUUCAACCAGUUGAACAUAAACUUAAUCACUCAAUAGAAGAAUAUUAUAAAAAGUAUCAAGAAAAUUCCAAUGAACAACAAACAGAUCAAAAAUAUCAAAUUGAUAAAAAUCGCUAUGUUCAAUUUGAUGGAGAUGUAGCUGAGAUAAGUGAUGAAGAAGGUAAUAGUGUUCAUGUAAAACGAGAUACACUUGAUGGAUUUUGGACUGGAUUGGGUUUUUCAACAAGUAAUCAAGCUAUUCAUUUAAGAAUUAAUAAUUUACAAAUUGAUAAUCAACUUCCAAUAACAUUAUUUCCAACAAUUCUUUAUCCAAUUAUUUCAAAAGCAGCAGCAACUGAUAUACGUAUGAUAUUUUCAUUCAUUUCAUUUUGA